UGGCAAGAGCCCCCCCCCUUUCUCAGCCAUUCUUCCCUAUUCCGAUUGGCUAGCAGCUCUCCUCCAGCAGGGCCAAUCCCAGGGGCACACACAAGGUUCCCAUAGCAACCUGUAAACACAGAUCAUCUUUCUCACAGCAGCGUGUGUACCGCUUUGCCCAGGGUGUUUUGUGGCACCUACCUCCUCGACUUUAAGGCUAGCGAAGUGGCCUACUUCAAAGUAAUCCAAAAUGUUCAACCUAAGGACUAGCAUGAGUGGCAGACAAUACAGCCCUGGGGUGCUGGUUGGCAACUGGAACGAAGAUGUGUGUCUGGAAGAGGAACUCCUAAAAGACUUCUUAUGUAAAAGAGAAAGAGGGGAGCUUCUAAUCCAGAAAUCAAAGAAACUGAAAGAGAACCUUUACAAGAAGGAGCAGCUCUCCAUUUCAACAGACGGAUUUAUUCACUUUGGAGAUACGGUUAUGCUGGUGAGCCCAGAUAACAACAAGUCACCUGACAAGGAACCUACCAUGAGUGGGAAUCUAUCUCUGGCUGUUAAUCCCAAGGAAACAGACAUACUCUUAGAGAAUGAACUGAAAGCUCCCUGUGAUAUGAGCGCAAUCAGCAGCGUGACCCCAAUUGGCCGGAAUGCGUUCCGGAUUUUAAGCAUUGAAGGUGAAUGCAUGGGAGAGCCACUUAGAUUUGGGCAGAAUUUUGGUCUUGGAGCAUCUGGAGGGUUUCCAGAGAAGAUGCUAUUUAUUGCGAGUGACCACAGAAGUUUUCAGAACAUGACAAAGAAAUCCUCCCUCCAGCCUGUGUUCUUGACUGAUGAACUUACCUACUUGUGUUCUUGGCAAGCUACCUAUCUCGACCCACAGUUACGCAUGGAAUAUGAAGGGUUCCCAGUUCCUGCAAAUACAAAGAUCCUCAUUGUCCACAGUCAUACAAAUCAGGCCUUGGCAGUUCCUCGGAUCUUCUGGAUAAGGACAUACUUUGGAAAGGAAUUUGAGGUAAACUGCCACACAUACCUGGAUACACACAGAGCUGAAGAAGACAAGAAUUACUGGGUCGUAGUUACCGGGAAUCCGAGCGACAAAUCAACCACGAUGUUUGAUAGGCCGAAGCCUCCGUCGGACGCGGACAGAGUGCAAAACAGCGAAAUCCCCAAAGUGAUAUGCCCCUGCUAAAGCCCAUGCUUUAAAAAGGAAAUAAAAAAAUGUCCUUUUUUGUGCUCAUGUAAACAGAAAGCGAGAGAGAGCGUGAGAGCUGAAGAUGUAAACUGGCAGCAGAGCACAAAGCAUGCUUUGCUAUUUUUUCAUUCAAGCUGAACAGAUAGGUGAGGAUAUAUUCAAACAGCAAUGGAAAUAUAAUAUUAUUCUAUCCUGUAAAAAAUAAAUAAAAAAUCCAGAAUACAAUAUCAGUACAACAAA
Podarcis muralis (Common wall lizard) is the source of this 1408-nucleotide messenger RNA. RefSeq names its product cilia and flagella associated protein 161 (gene CFAP161). Gene Ontology annotation, biological process: cilium assembly. The record is from RefSeq and is a predicted model, not a curated record. NCBI's taxonomy places the organism in Eukaryota, Metazoa, Chordata, Lepidosauria, Squamata, Lacertidae. Gene Ontology annotation, cellular component: motile cilium.